Biomphalaria glabrata is the source of this 5474-nucleotide messenger RNA. RefSeq names its product coiled-coil and C2 domain-containing protein 1-like. Lineage: Eukaryota; Metazoa; Mollusca; Gastropoda; Planorbidae. The transcript has 30 exons. Gene Ontology annotation, cellular component: nucleus. Gene Ontology annotation, biological process: regulation of transcription by RNA polymerase II. The record is from RefSeq and is a predicted model, not a curated record. Gene Ontology annotation, molecular function: DNA-binding transcription repressor activity, RNA polymerase II-specific; RNA polymerase II cis-regulatory region sequence-specific DNA binding. Bases 107 to 3241 code for a protein of 1044 amino acids.
UUACUUUGUACUUCUAAGUUUAUGGCGAUGCAAACAUAGAAGUUUCCGGUAGACUAUAACUAUAAUAAAAGUAGAUCUAAAAGCAAAACAAACAACAACAAAUAAAAUGUUUGGUAAGAAAAAAGCACAGGAUGGAGGUAGAGAACCAGGUAAAAGAAAAGGAGCUGAAUUAAUGAAUCAGAUGGGAUUUUCUGGCAUUCCUGGUAUUGGGGACGUUGAUGGUGUGGGUUAUGGAAAUGACGAUGAUGAUGAUGAUGAUGAUGACUUGGAAGCAGAAUUGGCUCAACUUGCAGGAGAAGACUAUUCUCCAGCCAAAAAAUCAAAGCCUAAAAAGAAAGGUCAUUUGCCUAUUACUGAUAUAGAAAAGCUUGCAGCAGCUGGAUUGCGAGAUAUAGAUGAUAAUGUCUCUGAUACAGAUGACCCAGAUUUACUGGCAGAGCUGGAAGACUUGCAAGAUGAUAAUGAUGAAGAUCAGGGCCCUCAUUAUCAAAACACUAGCCCACAGAAAGUUGUCUCACCACCUGAGAUAUCACCCAAGCCGACCCUCCCUUCAGUCGCACCUCGAACUCAAACAGUCCCACAGGCUGCACAUCCUACAGCAGCUCCAAGGCCUGCACCUGCUUCUUCUACUGCACAGCUAGCACCAACUCCAGCAGCUAGGCAGCCUGCAUCUACGUCUCCUAAACCACCUGUUGGGGCAAGUGGGAGUGCAGGAGGCCUUGUUGGUUUGCUAGAAGAGCGAGUCAAUAUGUAUAAACAAGCAAUAGCUGCUGCCAAAACAGCAGGAGACAGCGCCAAGCAAAGACGCCUUGAUCGUGGCCUUAAGACAUUAACGGACCAGUUACGCCAAGCUAAAGCAGGCAAACCAGUCAAUGAGGAAGAGAUUCCUCCCCCUGUUGCUAUGGGUACAAGUGUUGCACUGGAACAACCAACCACAUCUGCUGAAUCUGUUCCUAAAAGUAAUUCUAGUGAUCUCAAACCUGCCAUAUCUAACUCAAGUAUUUCUUCAGUUUCAUCCCAAUCUGCAAUCAAUUCAGAUACAAAACAGAUUCUUCUUUCAAGAAGGGAUGAGUAUAGAAAGGCAGCUUUUAAGGCCAAGCAAGAUGGUGACAUGUCCAAGGCCAGUAGCCUUGUUAAAGUUGCCAAGCAAUUUGAUUCUGUGAUACAAGCUUUUGAGGAAGGCAAACCAGUUGAUUUAUCAAAGAUGCCACCAAGUCCAUCAGACAGUGCAAGUACAGUUAUACAGACUUCAAGUAAACCACAGUCAGUCACCCCAGUACAGAGAAUAAGUGUUCAGGCCGCUGGGGAAGACGCUGAGCCAGAGAUACCUGUUAUAAGCAGUGAACAAGAAAAAGCUUUAUUUCAUGCCCCUGAUGCACCUAAAUCAGUGAUGGAAGCCCUGACACAGAGACUGGAAAAAUACAAGUCAUCAGAAGCUGCAGCUAAAACAGAAGGGGAUUCAGGGAAAGCUAGAAGGAUGGGCAGAAUAGUGAAACAAUAUGAAGAUGCUAUUAAGUUAUACAGAGCUGGAAAGCCAGUUGAUUUUGAUGAGCUGCCAACACCUCCUGGUUAUGGACCAAUACCUCAAGACAAAUCUCCUGUGUCAGCUACAGCAGCUAGACCAGCACCAGCAGCCAUGGCUCCACCUGUUGCUCAGAAACCUCUAGCACCACCUGUAGCACAGAAACCAGCAGUUUCCUCAGCUCCACAAUUAGCUCCUAAAUCAGGCAAUCCACAGGGCCCAUCUGCUUCUCAAACUCCUGCUCCUUCAACAUCUGCUCCUCCAUCAAUCCAAAGACAGAAUACAACUCGUAAAAGUCUUCAUAGUCGAGGGGAGCAACAGCUUGCAUUUCUCCAGGACAGAAUGGCCGAGUUUAAACAAGCAGCAAUGAAUGCUAAGAAAAAUCAUGACAUUGAAUUGGCCAAGAAAUAUAUAAGAAUGAUGAAGGGUAUAGAGCCAAUGAUUGAGGCUUGUGAAAGUGGACUUCCAGUUGACUUGUCACAGGUUCCUCCCUCUCCUGCAGGGAUUGAUGAUGGAGAAGAUAAGUUUGUUGUUGUGUCCGCUGAGGACUGUGAGCCCACAGGUGAUAGAGAUGAGGUUUUCAAGAAUUUACAAGCUGAUCUGGUCAGACAGAUAAGGAUAUGUGUUACAAAUGCUCAACAUUAUCAAAAACUUGGAGAUGUUCCAGCUGCGGCUAGGUAUGAAAAGCUUGAGCAGAACUGUAGGCGUGACCUUGAUGCAUUGAAAAACUGUGAGAGACAUGGUGAUCCUGUACCUAAAUUUCAUUAUGAAACAAAAACAUUUUCCAUGGUUCAGUGCAAUACAGAGCUAGGGGAUGGUGAUUUAGAGUUAACCAUUAUCAGAGGUAUACAGUACAAUAUACCCUCUGGUUUAUCCGAGAAAGAUAUGGAUACUUCUGUUAAGUAUGAAAUGGCUUUUCCUACAGAACAGCCUCAAACAGGUGGUACAGCAACUGUCAAAGAUACAAUUAAUCCAGAGUACAAUGAGUCAUUUAAGCUGCAGAUCAAUCGCAAGUCUAAAGGCCUCUACAGGUUUGUGGAAAGAAAAAGUAUCAAACUUGAUGUUUUUCUUAAAAGGGGGUUCUUCAAAGGAGAGAAACUACUUGGUACAGCCAAUAUAAAACUUCAACCUUUAGAGAAUCAGUGUACGAUUCAUGAAAGUUUUGAUUUGAUGGAAGGAAGAAAAUCUGUAGGUGGUAAAUUAGAGGUAAAGGUUCGAAUCAGAGAUCCAUUUAAAAACAAACAGGUGGAUGAGGUGAAAGAAAAAUGGCUAGUUAUUGAUCAAUUCAUUCGAACAUUAGGAUCAAAAAGUCAAGCAGAUGUAAAGGCCCAAAAAACUCAAAGUUUUCCAGGCUUAUUCUAUCAACACUGUCCUGGAACUCUGUGCAUGGAAGUUUUGCGCCUUGAAAAACAAAUGCUAGACAAACAGAUACUUCAAUUGAAAGAUAGUCUAAGUCUAACACAGAAACAAGCCCUGAAAAAUAAAAGUGCUUUAAUUCAAGAAAAAAUUGAUCUUCAGGAAAAAAAGCUUAGGGAAGGUGGUACUGAAGCAUGGAAAGUUUACUAUGCAUCAGUGCAAAAAGAAAAAUUAGGCUUUGAAAUGGAGGCUAGGCAGUUGCUUAAAAUUGGGGACACUCAAAAAGCUGAGGUUUUGGUCAACAAGAAAAGGUUUGCAGAAAAAGAGUUGGCUGCAAUAAAAGCAAAAAUACCAGAUGUCUGAUCACAGAUAGACACUUUUCAAAUAGGAAUGUUAACAGAAAUAAUUUGUAACAUUUUAUAUAAAAAAAAAUAUGUAUAUGCCUGAGUUAAAAUCCUUUAGGCUUUAGUAAUGAAGAAAAGUAGAUCAAUUAUUAUCAUUAAUAACUCAUGUGUUCAUUGAUAGAAGCUCAUGGGUCUGCAUUUUAACUACAUCAUUUGGAAAAGUGGUCAGUGUUUCUUUCUUUUAACUAAAUGUAAUUAUUUUUUGUAGUAAAUUAUAUAUUUAUAGAUAUAAUGCUUAUAUUUUUAUAAUGCCAAUAACAAGCUAGAUUAGAUACAAUGUUUGCUUGUUUAUUAAACUAAAAAUCAAAUGUUUUAUUUCUAAUUGUUUCUUAAUAUUGAUGUAAAGCUUCUACUCUAAUGCUUUGUUGACAAAGUGAUGUUAUGAAUGAAAGUAAUCCAACUUUCAAUUUAUAUUGUACAGCAAUGGUUUCUCUUAUAAAUUUAAAUGUUUGAUUCACAUGAAAGGUUGUUCAUCUCAUUCCUAAUUAAUUUAUUUGAACAAAUGUACAAAUUAAAACUUUUAAUGGUCUGAAUUAAAAAGUAGGACAUAUGGCUGAUUUUCUUAACUGUAUCAGCUGUUUGAUAAACUACAUAUAAUAUAACAUUUACAGAUGAUCCUAAUACUUGACUUUAUAAUUGCCAGUGAAAAAAACAAUUAUUAAAAAAAGAUUUAUUCAAAACAAAUAUUGAAAUUAGCGAAAUAGUCCUUUUUUUUUUUUUUACAAAGCUUAUAUUAACUCUGUCUGUCUGGUAAAUAUUGGAUCCAGUUAAAAUUUAGCACAGUUAUUUCUUGUACCUGACAAUACAAGUAUCAGAUUUUAAAAAUUAACCAAUUUGUUCAUUAUUGGUAUUGAACAAGGGAAAGAAAUUGUACUAUACAGAUGUGGUGAUAUACAUUGAAUUAGUGAACUUUAUACUUUGUGUAGAGAAUUAAGUCAUCUUUUAAAAGUUUUAAAAUUAACAAUAGGUAACUAUAAAUCUUUUUUUUAUAAGCACUUUACUGGCACUGUGAUUAGUAUAUUGGCUUGAGGCGGUUUGAGUCCUCGAGUUUGAAUUCAAGUUGUACAACUUUUUUUUAUAAAAGCAUUUAAAAAGUGAUCACGGUAACAUUCACUCAGAUACCCCCUUCUUCCCCCCCCCCCCCCCCCCUUUUUCAAAAUGGUCCUGGCAGUUGAUAGGAUCAUAGCACAUUGAGAAAACUAAAAGCAUGAAAUUACUUAGCUAAACAAAAACAAUUGGUAAAAAUAUUUAUUAAUUGCUCUAGAUCUAUUACAAAUUUAAUUACAUGACUAUGACUAAUUGAUACAAUAAGCUUCAUUUUUUUUUUUAAAGUAUUUUCAUAUUUUUCUUGUUUUCCAUCUUAUUUCCUAAUUAAAUUGAGAAUUGGCUAGUAUUGAGUUGUAGUGCAUUUAAGCCUAUGAAUAUACAUAAAAUAAAUUUUCAAAUGUGCUGUUACAGCUGUUUAAGUACAUUAAAGUACAUAUUGGAUGACACCAUAUUUGCAACCUAUAUUUGAACUAACUAAUCUGAGGCAUUAAUGCAGUACUUUGAAUUUUGAUAUAAACAAUAAAUAAACAAUUUACCUAUCAUCAAAAACCAAGACCAAUCAUCAUAAAAGGCCUGAACACUGACAUGCAGCAUUGCAACCUGUGGGCAGUGGAGACCAAUAGCUCCUUGCCAGGUCACAGGUCUGGACGUGGCAAUGAGCUAUUGGUCUCCAGGUCAUUGUGAGGCUUUCUAUAACAAAUGUUUUUUUUUAAACUAAAACGUUUGGCUAAGAUAUAACCUUAUGAGUAAGGGCAAUAUAUUAAAAAUAUUUAAAAGAUAUUAGUUUUAGGGUAAACUGCUAGACCCAAGAUAAAUUACUCAGAAUUUCACAUUGGCCAUCAGUUUAGACCCAGUGAAACUCCUUAAUAAUAAAAUUAAGGAGUUUUCAACCAUGUUGUGAUAUAAAAAAUUACUGCUAUUUAAAAUUGCUACUGACAGGUUUUAUUUAAAUUCACCAAAUAUAUGCAUUUUCAAAAGAUUAUCAAUAAACCUUGCACUGUAGAUUUGUAUGUAAAUAUUUCUUUUUUUUUUGUUGUUUUUUUUAUUUUUGUUUACAUUUCAAGUUCUUAUUUUUAUUAUCUUUGAAAUGCCAAUGAUCCUGUGUAUUAUUUACAAAAUUAAUAAAGUCUAAAUUAUAUUUAAAA